This is a messenger RNA of Erpetoichthys calabaricus (reedfish), 4126 nucleotides long. It is a transcript of the gene fgb, whose product is annotated as fibrinogen beta chain. The transcript is spliced from 9 exons. Gene Ontology annotation, cellular component: fibrinogen complex. Gene Ontology annotation, biological process: platelet activation; protein polymerization; blood coagulation. The coding region runs from base 73 to 1536 and encodes 487 amino acids. Gene Ontology annotation, molecular function: signaling receptor binding. The record is from RefSeq and is a predicted model, not a curated record. NCBI's taxonomy places the organism in Eukaryota, Metazoa, Chordata, Cladistia, Polypteriformes, Polypteridae.
AGCAACGAGCCCCCGGUUGACCAACAGAAGGACAGGAGGAGCAUCUCAAGGAGGAUUCUCUCUGCUCUCAUCAUGAAGCGCUACCUGCUUCUCGCGCUGUUUGUCAGCGCAGCGUUCUGUGCCUCAGACUAUGACGAGUUUGAAGAGGGUGAGGUAUUAACUACACAGAAACCUGGCACGGAAAUCAAUGUACGAGGCAACAGACCCGUUCCUAAAGGAAGAGAAGAUACAGUAAGAUUACAGCCAGCACCACCACCCAUCAGUGGCAGCAGCUACCGGGCUCGACCGACCACUCCACCUCGUGGCAGACAAAUGGUCCAGAAGGCUGUCAUCCCCGACGAGGGGGGCUGUGUUCACGCCUCGGAGGAGAUGGGAUUGCUCUGUCCAAAUGGCUGCGAACUGAAGACUAACUUUUUGAAGCAAGAAAAAAACAUAAGGACCUCCAUCGACCAGCUGAAGACCGACGUCAACGGCUUGUCAAUGACCUCCGAUAACAUCUAUAAGUAUGUGGAUGGCCUCACAAAUGUUGUCAGAGAGAGGCAGAAGCUGACGUCAGACAACAACAACGUGAUCGACGAGUACACCAAUGAAGUGGAUGAGCAGCACGCCUUCGUGAAAGGCAACAUGGACACCACUAUUCCAUCUAGCAUCCGGCUCCUGCGGGGUGUCCUAGAAAACCUACGGUCCAAGAUACAGAGGCUGGAGCAGACCUUGAUUGCCCAGAGAGAUUACUGCCAGAAGCCUUGCACCGUCUCCUGCAACAUCCCAGUUGUGUCUGGGAAAGAAUGUGAGGAUAUAUACAGGAAAGGUGGAAGGACCUCCGAGAUGUACUUGAUUCAGCCAGACAGCUUCUUUGCACCUUACAAAGUCUACUGUGACAUGGAAGCCAGAGAAGGCGGCUGGACGGUAAUUCAAAACAGGCAAGAUGGAAGCGUCGACUUUGGAAGGCGAUGGGAUGCCUAUAGGGAUGGAUUCGGAAAUAUCGCACUCGAUGGCAAAAAAGGCGUCUGUGAUUCACCAGGGGAGUUUUGGCUUGGAAACAACCGAAUCAGUCAGCUUACAAAAAUGGGACCAACUGAGGUUCUCUUUGAGAUGCAAGACUGGAGUGGCAACACAGUGUCAGCUCAUUACAAGCAGUUUACUAUACAAAAUGAGGCAACCAACUACAUGGUGGCUAUUGCUGGUUAUGAUGGCACAGCGGGUAAUGCUCUUCUGGAAGGAGCCCAACAACUCUUUGGCAUCAACAGGACAAUGACAAUCCACAAUGGCAUGAUGUUCAGCACCUCAGACAGAGACAAUGACAAAUGGGACCCUGGUGAUCCCACCAAGCAGUGCUCCAAAGAAGACGGUGGUGGAUGGUGGUACAACCGCUGCCACUCUGCCAAUCCAAACGGCCGAUAUUACUGGGGUGGAGAGUACACCAAAGUAAUGGCCAAGCAUGGCACAGAUGACGGCGUCGUAUGGAUGAACUGGAAGGGGUCCUGGUACUCCCUGAAGGCAAUCAACAUGAAAAUUCGGCCAUUUUUCUCCUCAUAAAUGUAAAGCCGGUAUGGCCGAAGCUGACAAGACUCUAGGAAUGCACUUGCCUUGCUGUUAAUGUCUGAUGUCUUUAGGUGAAUGCACAUAAUGUUGGAAGUGAACCUACUGAGCAUGAAUUUCCAUUCUGCCCACAAUAUACAAAAUCAGUCAACGUUUGGGGUCAUGUUUUUUGAUAGAAAUUCAUACCUUUUUUAUCAAAAUACCAUUAAAAUAAUUUAAAAAUAUAGUCAAGGCAUUACUAGUAUUUAUAAUGGCUAUUACUGCUUAAAAUGACUGAUUCUUAAUUUAUUAUUCACGUAAGGCGAUUCCUUCAGCAUCCGAAUGUCGGCUCCCUUAGCUUAUGCCUAAUUAGUCAUUUUAAUUGUUAAUUGGUUAUUAGAGAAACCCUUCUAAUUGCAUUAGCACCACUGCUAUUCUGUUUACUUACGUUAUAAGGUACUGGCACUCCUAGACUUCAGUUUUGGGUUCAUAAAAUGGCCAAAAUGAAAGAGCUUUCUGAAGAAACACGUCAGUCCAUUGUGUGUUUGCAGAACGAAGGCUACUCCAUGUGACAGAUUGCCAAGGACAUGAAGAUUUCAUGUAAAGGUUUCAUUUACUGUCGUGAGAGAAGACGGGGCUGCUGAAUCUAACCAGGACAGAAAAAGAAGGGCAAGGCCAAGAUGGACAACUACAUAAGAAGAAAAGGACGUCAGAGUGUGCAGUUUGAGAAACAAAUGCCUUACAGGCUGUCAGUUGUUUUCUUCUCUAACUGCACUCCAAAUGCCAGUGGUGUGGAUUUAAAGAAGAAUCCAAUUACGGAGCUGUAAGGAGUUUGCUUCUCACCAUCCACACUCUGGUGUCCUUAUCCUCUUAAUGCAGUUACCCAUCUGGGCCUUCCACUUCUCUUUUUUUUCUAUUCCGGUCUGAUCCGGUUUGUUCUUUCCUCUCAAGACAGUAACAGUCACCUUUGUUGAAAUCUUCAGUUUCUCGACAAUCCACCAUAUGAAAUAAUCUUCAUUCUGCAAAACAAAAAUACAGUCUGGCAUGUUUCUCGAUUAUUGUGGUCAUGUUUGAACCCAGAAUUGAACUUUAGGAAAGCCAGUCAUUUGCACCCCAAGUGGACGGGAUGACAGGUGUGAGCGGUGGUAAGGUAGGAGUCUGUAAGAACCUGUUAGCAGGGAAAGGGAGGAGACCUGAAAAUGGGGCUCUGCAGUCAUACGUGAAUAAGAAACUAACAAUCAGGCAUUUCAGGCAGUAAUAGCCGUUACACACAGUAGUGACGCCUUGGCUGUAUUUUUAAAUCAAUAUAAUUGUAUCUUGAUAAAUAAUAUAUAUAUAUAUAUAUAUAAAUACUUUUUAAAAAGUGUACUAAAAAGUAAAAAAUAAGUCUCUCAUACAUCACUGGUAAAAUAAAAGUGUGGGCGCUUUUGCUAAGAUUUUAUCGAUUGAUGAAAAGCACCCAUACUUUUAUUUUACGAGUGAUGAAUGAGAGACUUAUUUUUUACUUUUUAGUACACUUUUUAACUUAAUAUAAGCGUGGUUUUUAAAAAGUAUUUUUUUUAUAUAUAUAUUAUUUUCAACUUUUUAGUCUUGGGUUUGUUUUAGUAUCAUUUUGUAAUCGAUAUUUUAACAUGAGCAGCACGGUGGCGCAGUGGGUAGCGCUGCUGCUUCGCAGUUAGGAGACCCCAGGUCCUCCCUGCGUGGAGUUUGCAUGUUCUCCCCGUGUCUGUGUGGGUUUCCUCCCAAAGUCCAAAGACAUGCAGGUUAGGUGCAUUGGCGAUUCUAAAUUGUCCUUGGUGUGUGUGUGUGUGCCCUGUGGUGGGCUGGCACCCUGCCCGGGGUUUGUUUCCUGCCUUGCGCCCUGGGAUUGGCUCCAGCAGACCCCCGUGACCCUGUAGUUAGGAUAUAGCGGGUUGGAUGAUGGAUGGAUGGAUAUUUUAACACUUCCUGUAAUAUUUCUAUCCAUUACUAGCGCCAUCUAUUGGUGAAAUCUUGAACUAUUCUUCAUAUGAAAAUUUCAUUUCUUAAUUAACAUGGAUUAAUUGAUCAAUUAGUGAAACUGAUUAUUGAUUCAUGUAUUGUCAUCAGAGAUGAGUAGGUGUGCACAAUUUCAAGUCAUUUGGACAAUAGGGAGUGGGUUAAAUACCGAUGACAAGAUUUGUGCCAGACAACAAACAGGUGACGUUAAAGAAGCGAGGUAAUAAGGUAUCAAUUUCUGUCAAAAAUAUGAACAUUUUUGUCUGAAGCAAAACUUUUGACAGGUAUGCAGAGUAUGUCAAGUUCAAAUAGUUUUACUUUGAGAAAACCACUUUUUGUGAUAUUGUAAGGUUGUGUUUAGCGAACAAAUUGACUGGAUAGCAUUCCACAUAUAUUGUCAUUAUUAUUAUUUUAAUUGUUUGGUGUACUCUGUAUACACUUUUCAUUUACUCAGUGGUGUUUAAACAAGAGGCUAAAGAAGAAUUCAUGUUUGUUCACUUACUCAUUUUCCAGACUUGCUUGUUCCAGUUGCAUGUGUAUGGAGUAAAGAAGAGUUGUUUCGUAUAUCGUCUUACUAAAACGGUGAAAAAAUAAAUAAAAAUAAAAGUAUUACAACUCCUGUCAGCCUUGA